CCAACUCCGACCAUCUGUUGUGUAGGAUCCAAAUUGUUCGAGUACUAAUCCUUUUACUUUCGUACCUGGAAAUGGAAGCAAGUGAUGCUGUCACUGAUAACGUAGAGGCUGGACCGACCACUGGAACGGGUACUAAAAACUGUGACUCAAAGAAAAUCAUCAAUGAGGUUUGUCAAAGCGAGCAACAUCAAGAAGAGAUUCUCAAAUCCACAGACUGCAAGGAGCUCCAAACGGUGCCUGAUGUAGAGGUAUCAGAAAAAGCAUUAACAAGUCUUGAAAGUACUGGCUUAUCUUGGCAGUCUGGUUCAGAAGGGAACAACCCUUUUAUCCGUGAGAAUGUAAUGCAAGAUGGGUACAAUUGGCGUAUAUAUGGGCAGAAACUUGUUAAAGGAAAUGAACUGACACGGAGCUACUACAAGUGCACACAGCCAAACUGAUGCUAGAUCUUUGGAGCAAAUAAUAGGUAGACCGAGCUGCCAAUCAGGACAUGCCGGGAACACAAUCAGAACAUAAAAGCCUUGCUUUUCAGGAGAAUGUGGCGAGAACAGAGCCUGUACAAAGCUAAACAUUCCAUUGCAGGUUCAAGGCUGAUUAAUAUAAAUUAGUACAAGGC
Molecule: messenger RNA, 613 nt
Organism: Arabidopsis arenosa
Lineage: Eukaryota; Viridiplantae; Streptophyta; Magnoliopsida; Brassicales; Brassicaceae
Source: the annotation of a GenBank genome assembly